AUGACCAAACCACACUGCUUGUUCCUGGGCCUGGCAAUUGCCCUGCUGAUGCAUGUCAAGAAAUUGCAGUGGAAGACAAGGAGCGAGAUCAUGACAGUGAACGGUGCUAAGCAUGUGCUAGCACAAGAACAACUACUAGAGCUCAAACUAGUCCUUGGUAAUAUGCUGGAGGACAUUGCUCAGGAGACCAGCCUAUCCCAUGCAGCUGUUGAUGGCUACUUCAAAGGCCACCACACAGGUUACAAGUGCAUGAAUGAAGGACCCAAGUGGCAGCAGAGCAAGCCAUUUGAGACCUAUGUGAUCAGAAGACCACCCAAGUUUGAGACAAUCAUAAGGGGCAAGAAGCAGACACAACUCAUGUGCAGAAAACCUUUGAGCGUGAUGAGUGCUGUCAAAGACUAUGCUCCACCUGCAUUCUUUGGCACCAUGUUAUCAAAGUUGUUCUUCGAGGAUGUGUUCCGGCAGAAGAACUGGUCUUUGCCUAUGAAUCAUAUUGUACCAGCAGAGGAGCCAAGGUGUGCUAGCGGAGAUGCUGCUGCCAAGAUGCAGUACAAGAAGUUUGGCCAAGUGGUGGAAGACAAGUAUAAGCUCAUGCUACAUGGCCAGCCAUUGGAUGAGCUCAAGAACCUGUCUGAUAUCUCGAGUAUGCUUCUGUUGAGCCAAGUUCAUGCAGCACUCAUCAAUGGCUUGUGCUUCUUUGAAGUGAUGAAUGAGAAUGAGCUUGAAAUUCAGAGCCAAUGUCUAGAACAAGAGCUAGAGCAAGGACGCAAGAGGAGAGUGCAGGCUAUGGAAGUUGCUCAGCUAGAGGGCAGAGGGGCAAGGCCUUUGAAAAGAAGGUGUGUAGCCAACAACAUGGACCAAGGCCAAAGGGCACUGCCCAAUGUCAACACACAUCUGCCUCUGCCUCCUCCAAUGCAGGGGGCCACAGUCCCAACCAUGGCCCUUCAGCAAACCGCCCUUCCCCGCCCUGCCAGUCACACCACACUGCCUCCCCCACUGACAUAUGUGCAAGUUAUAUGCUUGGCACCAGGCAUGUCUGUCAAAGAUCAGGUCCUAGACCAAGCACCCUGGGCUCUCCCUCUAGACCCAGAUUCAGCAGGAAGUCAACCUCUGUCCACUGAGCUACAACCCCCUGCUCUAGACCUAGACCUAGAUCUAGGUCUAUAUGAAGCUCCUGCCCAACUAGUGUUAGAUCUGGAUGAAGGUCUAGACAAUGCUCCCACCCAACAUGCUCCUGAAGAAUCAGGUCUAACUGGACAGAUGGAUGCCAGUUCAGUGACAGCCCUCUUGGACACAGAUGGGGAGGUGGCAACAGGGGGGGAACUGGAAUGGAUGCUACUCCUUGACACCAAUGAUGAGUCUGCUGGUGAUGGGCAGGCUGAUCCAGCUCCAGAGCCAGUCCUCCAACCAUGA
Molecule: messenger RNA, 1413 nt
Organism: Dacryopinax primogenitus
Lineage: Eukaryota; Fungi; Basidiomycota; Dacrymycetes; Dacrymycetales; Dacrymycetaceae
Exons: 7
Coding region: 1-1413 (470 amino acids)
Source: RefSeq, a predicted model, not a curated record